CCUAAUCUACCUCGACACUAUCCUCCUCCUCUGUUUUGUCUGUUACACAUCGCCAUUCCUUCGUCCUGUCAGCUGCUUUCUUACCGCACUCGCACUCAACGUCCUUCGUUCUUGUCAAUCAAUCACCCACCUUCACCACCAAAGGACGCUCCACAAACCCCGGCAAUACCAAAGCCCCUCCCCGCCGCCGCGCCCUUCGCCGCCGUGCUUCCCACCUCGCACCGAACGCGUUCCGUCCCACCUCACUCGCCCUUCUCGCGACAUCUGACGCUCUCCGCCUAGCGCCAGGCUCGUCAACGACGUAGGGGCUCGCUUCCCUUCCCAACCUUCCCCCCUCCCCCUUCCCGCCCAACAUAUCUCCCACCGAGGACCAACCCCGCGCCAUGCCCGCCUCGACGUCGGGGGCACCAUUAGUGCCCCGCCGUCGGAAGCGUCGGGCAAACAGAGACUCUUGGUGGGCGCGACAUGUUACCAAGCCUCUGAGCGUACUCAACCCCGCGACCCUCCUUGCCAGAAGGAGAAAGCCCUCAACACCACGAUCCAUCUUUAUCAACCAGGAGCUCCCCUCCGAUUACUUUGAUAAGAAGGGACGACCGCUCAAGAGCAAGGUGUUCUGUACAAACCAGAACAUUACCUCCAAAUACACCAUCAUCACCUUCUUACCGCGCAAUCUGCUUGAACAGUUCCGCCGCAUCGCCAACAUCUUCUUCCUGUUCAUCAACGUCCUCCAGUUCUUCCCCAAGUUCUCGACCAUUUCGCCUGGUCUCGUCAUUUUGCCACUCAUUGUCGUCCUGCUCAUCACCGCACUCAAGGAUGGCUACGAGGACGUCAAACGCCACCAGGCUGACCGCAAGGUCAACCACUCAGUUGUACAUGUUCUCGCUGGCGGCGAUGGGCAGUAUGUCAACCGCAACCCGAUGGAAGGCAAGUCCAAGACAUUUGUGCGCGGUCUUCCGCUGCCAAGACGCAAGAGCAAAAAGGCCAAGUCCGAGGACAUGAAGGCCAACGCCGACCUCCUCAAGACCGGCAAUGAGAACGAUCUCGAGCGCAUUCACACGAUCAGGUCUCAGGUUUCCACUUGGGACAACGAUCCUGAGGCAGGCGACAACCCAAAGGAGCUUGGGUGGCAGCGCACGAUUUGGGAAGACGUAAAGGUGGGCGACAUUGUCAAGAUUUAUGACAAUGAGCCCAUUUGUGCCGACCUUAUCGUGUGCGCUACUUCUGAAGAGGAGGACGUUUGCUACGUCGAGACCAAGGGAUUGGACGGUGAAACCAACCUCAAGUCGCGCCAUGCCGUUCCCGGUAUCACCCAUCUCGACUCGGUUCAGGCAUGCGCGACGACCCAGAUGCGCAUCGACAUGGAGGCGGCGGAGGUCAACAUGUACCGCCUAAAUGGCGCAGUCGUCCUCCCUGGGGAGGAAGGUGAUGUCACGCACCCUGUGACUCUCGACACCUGUCUGCUCCGUGGAUGCGCACUCCGUAACACUGGCUGGGUCAUCGGUAUUGUCGCCUUCACUGGCGAUGACACCAAGAUUAUUCAGAACUCGGGUCGCGCUCCCAGCAAGCGUUCCCGCGUCGAGCGCCAGAUGAACCCACAGGUGCUCUUCAACCUUUUUGUCCUGGGCAUUAUUGCGAUGAUCUGCGCGGUGAUCGACCACUUCCUCGAGAAGGAGUGGACACCGCAGGGCGCGUACUGGAUGCUGUUCAACGACACGUCAGGCGACAACCCAGACAUCAACGGUCUCUGGACAUUCUUCAAUGCGCUUAUUACGUUCCAGAACAUCAUUCCAAUCUCGCUCUACCUGUCCAUCGAGUUUGUGCGCACCGUCCAGGCUCUCUUCAUUUUCUGGGACCACCAGAUGCAGUACUUUAAGAACGGACAGAAGAUUCGGACCACCGCUCGCUCCUGGAACCUUUCCGACGACCUUGGGCAAGUCGAGUACAUCUUCUCGGACAAGACAGGCACUCUCACCCAGAACGUCAUGGUUUUCCGCCAGUGCUCCGUUGGCGGGAAGAUUUACUUUGGUGACGAGGUGGAGCCCACCGCGCCCAAAAAAGACAAGCCUCUCGAGGACACCAUGAGCAGCUCGGACGACAACUCGAACUCGACCGGCGAUGCCGCGAGUGUUCGCAGAGCCGAAGCCGUGGAGAUCCCGCCAUUCCGCGACCAGACUCUCACGGCCGACCUGAAUGAUCUCGACUCGGAGCAGUCGCGCAUCCUUCACGGCUUCUUCGUUGUCCUCGGUCUUUGCCACACGGCGCUCGCAUCGCAGACCGAGUCUGGAACUAUCGCUUACAAGGCACAGUCGCCUGACGAGGCGGCUCUUGUCCAGAGCGCUGCCGACGUCGGGUUUGUCUUCCUCGGCCGUGACCGUAACAUCCUCCGUCUCAAGACUCCCUACGCCGAGCAGCCCGACGAGUACGAGCUCCUCAACGUGCUCGAGUUCAACUCGACCCGCAAGCGCAUGUCGGUCAUUGUGCGCAAAUGUGAUGACCAGGGCAUGAUUCUCCUUCUCUCGAAGGGUGCCGACAACAUUAUUUUCGACCUGCUCAACAAGUCCGACGAGUCACAGGCCAAGUUGCGCGAGAAGACGGACAAGGACCUCCAGGUGUUCGCCAGCGAGGGUCUCCGCACUCUGUGUCUCGCGUACCGUGUCCUUGAGCCCGCCGAGUACGAGGCCUGGGCGAGUGCCUAUCAUGAGGCGGAGGUUGCUCUAAGCGACCGUGAGCAGAAGAUGGAGGACGUCAUGGCUCAGGUCGAGACCAACCUGCAGUUGUUGGGCGCCACCGCCAUCGAGGACAAGCUUCAGGACGGUGUUCCCGAGACCAUCGCCGACCUUAAGCGCGCGGGUAUCAACAUUUGGGUUGCAACGGGUGACAAGCUCGAGACUGCCGUGGCCAUUGGUUACACGACCAAUCUGCUAACCGCCGACUCGAACCUGAUCAUCAUUCGCGAAGGCAGGCACUCAAUUCACGAUCAGCUGCGCGACUCGUUGGGAGGGUUCUUCGGCGAGGAUCUCCGCCGCUCCAACUCCCUAACGCAGCUCGACACCCGAGCCUCCACCCAGCUCCGCCGCGUCAACACAGGCGUGGGGUCGCUUGUCGGGGACGACAACGGCCAACGCCCAGGCGGUUUCUCGCUCGUGAUCGAGGGCUCGGCACUGGCCGAGGUCUUCAACGACAACUCUGGCGAGUGCGAAGACCUUCUGAUCCAGCUGGCCUUGAAGUGCAACACUGUCAUCUGCUGCCGAGUGUCGCCCCUGCAGAAGGCUCAGAUCGUCCGACUCAUCAAGGACAACCUCGGCGUGCUUUGCCUUGCCAUCGGUGAUGGAGCCAACGACGUCUCGAUGAUCCAGGCCGCUGAUGUGGGUGUUGGUAUCUCGGGCGAAGAGGGUCUCCAGGCUGUCAACUCUGCCGACUACGCAACCGGGCAGUUCCGCUUCCUCAAGCGGCUCCUCCUUGUCCACGGUCACUGGUCGUACUACCGUAACGGCACCAUGAUUGUCAACUUCUUCUACAAGAACAUCAUUGGUAUCGGUAUUCUAUUCUGGUACAUGUUCUUCUGUGGAUGGUCGACCACUUUCGUCUACGCCUACGUCUACCUGCUCUUCUGGAACGUCUUCUGGACACUCUGCCCUGUCAUCGCUAUCGGUGUGUUUGAACGUAACGCCGAGGAUGUCGACCUCAUGGCCCUCCCUGAGCUCUACCGCUACUCCCGUGAGCACAGAUACUACAACUGGCCCCGCUUUUUGUACUAUCUCUUCGAGGGUGUGUACCAGACGGCGGUCGGCUACUUUUUCAUCCACUACACCUACGUGUCUACCACUACGCGCGGCGACGGCUGGGACAUUUACAAGGACGAAAUGUCGACGACCAUGGCUGUUGCCGCUGCGAUGUACGCGAACCUGUUCUCUGGUCUCAACAUCGACGCGUGGAGCUGGUGGGUCGUAUUUGCCGUAUGGGUCGGCCCCUUCCUCAUCUGGGUCUUCACUCCCAUCUACUCGAUCGUCCCCCCCACCACUUACAUUUCUGGUGUUUACGGCAACGACAUCUUCCUGUUCCGCUCGGCAGCGUUCUGGUUCGGCUGGCCGUUCGUAACCAUUAUCGCCCUCAUGCCCCGAUACCUCAUCAAGUUUGCUAAGCAGAACAUCUUCCCGAACGACAUUGACGUGAUGCGCCUCGUGCGCAAGUACCACCCCAAUGUCGAUCCCUUCACAGACCCCAUGCUCGGUGGUCGUCUUGACAAGUCGCACGAGAACGACGACAUGGUCAUUGGCCGUGUGCAGUCCAAUGCCGCCAUGGCCAGCAGGAACAGCAUCGCCCUCGAGGAGCUUACCGGGCCUGCAGAGUACACUCCUGCUACCGAGUAUCCCCCGCGCCAGAGCACCGAAUACUUGGGUCGCCGGAGUUCGCACCGCCCGAGUUUCCAGAGCACGCGUCUUGGCAUGGCCGGCGGCAUUCGCGGAUCGCAAGUCGACAUGUCUACGGGCCUGACGCGCGAGCCCUCGCGCGGCUUUGGCUUCGAUGUGGAAGAGGGUGGCGUGGCCAUCAGGCGCAUGCAGUCGUCCCUGUCGCAGACAUCGCAGCAGCGCCAGCGAUACACUUUGCGCCGGCUGGCCGUGCAGAACCGGCAGAGCAACUCGCCCGCGCCCUCGCCCCACUCGGCGUUCAAGAGCCUGCGCAACCGCGCCGGCUCGAUUCUGCGCCCGCGCCACCGCUCGAGCACAGUCAAUACGCGCGGCUCGACACAAAUGAGCGGCGACGACGCCGCGCAACCACUUGCCGCGUCCCCGCCCCGAUCGCCAUAG
Cutaneotrichosporon oleaginosum is the source of this 4808-nucleotide messenger RNA. The record is from RefSeq and is a predicted model, not a curated record. Lineage: Eukaryota; Fungi; Basidiomycota; Tremellomycetes; Trichosporonales; Trichosporonaceae.